AUCAAGUGCCGACAGACGGGAUCUGAAGCCCCAAAUCAUCAUUGACUGGACAAUCGGCUGCUUCGCGUUGGACCAAACUCAUGCCAAUCAGCGGAAGCUCUCCAAUCAAACCUGAGUGUUGGUGGAGGCGUCCUCUAACCAAUGAGGUGGAGCUGUCUGCUGACAAGAAAGGCGAGUCGCCAAUCAGCAGCGAGGCGAGGAGCGAGUUGACUGUCAGUCAGACGGUUUGAGCCAAUUGGGCAGGCAGGCGUGUUGUGCGAUCCUUGCCCCCCUCCUGCUGCUACAGACUUGGCUCCGCUAAAGCUGUGCAAAGUAGCUGCAACCUGAUCAGUUUGGAAGUGCGAGUCAUGGCCACCACAGCUUCGGCUCAUUACAUUCCGAGGAAUAACUCGCUCCACUCUAACUCUUUGGUGCAUCCGGACUCUGACAGGAUGCAUCCAGGAACUACCUAUAGAGAAGUUCAGAAAAUGGUGCAAAAUGACUACUUGCAUGGGCUGGCCAGCAAUGGGCACCCCAUCACGCACAGCCACCAGUGGCUGUCUUCUGUCACUGACGGGGCACCUUGGGUCACCGCUUCUCACCUCGGACAGCCAGACCCAGCAAAGGCCAAUGUGCAGACAGCCAGGGAUGACCUUGGGAACAGCCUUCAUCACCGAACACAUCAUAUGGUCCAUCAACAGACUCAUGGCAACCACCCUGGCGGCGCCUGGGGGCCGACGGCAGCACAUCACAUCCCGGGAAUGCCACCUUCGACCAAUGGGCAUCAGCCCCUCAUCUACUCGCAGCCAGGAUUCACCAGCCUCAACAGCAUGCUGAGCCCACAAAACCAGUCUCUACACCAUGGGAUGACGGAUGCUCUCCAUGAAGAUCCAGGUGGCCAUGACAACCACCAGCAGCAUCCUCCGCAACAUCACCAGGACCACUCGGAUGAAGAUGCGCCCACGUCUGAUGACCUGGAGCACUUUGCAAAGCAGUUCAAACAAAGGAGGAUCAAGCUCGGUUUCACCCAGGCGGACGUAGGCUUGGCUCUGGGCACUCUGUACGGCAAUGUCUUUUCCCAGACCACCAUCUGCAGGUUUGAAGCCUUGCAACUCAGCUUCAAGAACAUGUGCAAACUGAAGCCCCUCUUGAACAAAUGGCUGGAGGAGACUGACUCAACCUCAGGGAGCCCCACCAGCAUAGACAAGAUAGCUGCGCAAGGGAGGAAGAGAAAGAAGCGGACGUCCAUUGAGAUAGGAGUGAAGGGUGCUUUGGAGAACCACUUCUUAAAGUGCCCCAAGCCAUCAGCUCAUGAGAUCACCAGCUUGGCUGACAGUCUGCAGUUAGAGAAAGAAGUGGUCAGAGUUUGGUUUUGUAACAGAAGACAAAAAGAAAAGCGGAUGACCCCAGCCGGAAUCCCCGGCCACCCAGGGAUGGAGGAUGUAUAUUCACAAAGGGACACUCCGCCGCUUCAUCACACACUGCAGUCCCCUGUUCAAUGACUGUUCCAAACACACACCCACUUCCCACCAAGAAAAAAAGACUAAAAAAAUUAAACUGGAUUUUACAAAGCAAAAAAAAACUGUCUGAAAAAGGGAUUUAGCCAGUGUUGCAGAGACUGUUUAUUUAGCACUGGACUGUACUCAAACUUAGGAGAGAGGGAGAACACACAUUUCAUGCAUUUCUUGUGGUAAAUCAAGUGGUUAUUUCCCCCUGCUGUAGAACAAAGCUUCCUCCCCCCCGUAAUUAAUUGACACGGAUAAUUUGCAAAAGUUGUAACAAAAAAAUAAUCGUUUUCUCUGCUGAAUUGUUUCAGGGGAUUCCUUUAAGGCAGCGGUUUCUCUAAAAGGGUAAGCAAGAGUUGGGUUUAAACAAAAAGUAAAGACAGCACCGAAUUGUCCGCAUACAGUCGCUGGUUUGUAAAAUGAGACAGACCGCCGGUGGGAGAAAAACGUAUAUUUAUUAUCUUGAACAGCUCUGUCACGAAUUUUAUUAAAAACAAAUAUUUAUAUAUAGUUCACCCUCAGAGGAUGUGUCUUGUAAGUUAUGGACGCCGGCAGAUCAAUUGUUUAGACUUUUAUUUCUGUGAGUUUAAAUAUUCAAAUCGAUUCAUUGAGAAAAUGGUUUGCCAUCCCAGACAAAUCAAUGUCAAACAAGCAUGAAUUGUUUAAAUCAAACCCUGAUUUUGACCAUACACUUACUUGCGAAAUUUGCCCAGAAAUUAUGGAAUAAUUUUGUCUGUUAAAUUGUUGAAAACUGAAAGGGAACUGUCAGUAAGGUUGAAGUUGGGAAGCCGUGCAAACGUUCAUUGCCGAUUCUGUUUUAAAAAAAUAUCAGGCAAGUUAAGACAAGUUUGAGAAAUCAAGGAAACUGACGUCAGUUAACAACUCUUUAAAAGGUGUCUUUAAAUGUAAGGACGAGGCGGAAACACGUGAGUGAAAAUAAUUGAAGAGUUGAAAUGGUCCAUUGCCGGUCAUCCUUUUAAGUUUACCGUGUCGAAAGCGAAACAAGUUAAAAGGAGAAAUGUUGGACCUUUUUUUGCGUGGAAAUGCACUUAAAUGAGUGAACUGAUAAUGCAUUGUACGUUCAUUUCGUUUGCUAGGUUUUUUUACAAUAAUAAUAUAACUUUGAUUGUUCUGUAAAUGCAAAUACGCUAAUGUGGGAAACAAGUAUAUGUGACAGUGUAAGGGCCAUAGUUUACCUUCCCGCUCUCAAAUCUUACCGGACGCGAAUAAUCCUCCCGUCUCCGACUCCCACCCCCCCAAAAAAGAACUCAGGAACUAAGGAACAGAUUAACAAACAAACCGCCUCAUUCCCUGGGACGCGUUUUUAUUUUCACUCCAGACAGAUAUUUGAGCAGGAAGAAAAUAUAACGAUGCAUUUUUGAGAAAUUGCUACCAUUCCAAGUGGCAACAUUGUUAUGAAUUUGCUAGUAAAUGUAAAGGAUAAGUAAUGUUGGAAUUCCCCUAUCAAACAACGCCGUUUUAUUUUCAGCUGAAUUUAUUCAAGCUAAUUGACAUUGUUAUUUUAUCCAUCAACAUCUAAGAUACUGACAUUGUAUAUUUCCUCUGAAAAAUAAAUCAGAUAGACAAUUGCCAAAAUAAAGUGUACAUUAUACAUGUUAGAAUGUUUACAGAUCAUCUAAAGAAAGGUAAAGAAGUUACACUUGGUGAGUUAAACAUUACUUAGGAUAUGAAACAGUGAAAAAGUGGCUUGUUUAGUAAUUGGAAAAAUAAUAAUUGUUCUGCUUUUUUACUGUACCACUAUGUAAUAUGUAAAUAUGUUGAAUAUGUUACAUAUGUAUUUGUUUUUGGAAUUUAAUGAUUUUCUGGAUGAUUUUUUUUGUAUGCUUACUAAUUCCCAGAGGAUAUUUUAAUAUAAUUUCCAUAUGAAUUUCCCCCUUGUAUUUAUUUCAUAAACACGUAUUUGAAACUUUCUUUUUCCUGUAGCUCUCAUUGGGGUUAUGUUACAGCAAUUCAAACAAUGUUUGUUUUAGUACAUUUUUGUUGUAUCUUAUAAAAGACAGGCUGCAGAGUCAUAUUAAUAUUUUGUUAUAGUAAUAUUUUAUUACUUGCAUAAAAUGUAUACACAGAACCCAACUGUGUCCUGCCUCUUUUCUAGGAGGUUGGGGAGGUGUUGACACCAUGCUGGGUUUUGCUUGUUAAUCCUUUCUGCUGUUGCCUGGAUUGAAUGUCACUUAAGCAAAAAAGCAGUGACAAGAAAUCAUUAAAAGUGAUGUAAGGUCAAACUAAAAUUCUUGAAUUUUAAUAGUUGCCUGGUUUGUCAAUUUUAUUUCUUUAUUUUGUGCAUUCUAAGCAUA
Messenger RNA from Pristis pectinata (smalltooth sawfish), 3799 nucleotides. It is a transcript of the gene pou3f1, whose product is annotated as POU class 3 homeobox 1. Gene Ontology annotation, cellular component: nucleus. Bases 348 to 1481 code for a protein of 377 amino acids. The transcript has a single exon. Gene Ontology annotation, molecular function: RNA polymerase II cis-regulatory region sequence-specific DNA binding; DNA-binding transcription factor activity, RNA polymerase II-specific. NCBI's taxonomy places the organism in Eukaryota, Metazoa, Chordata, Chondrichthyes, Rhinopristiformes, Pristidae. Gene Ontology annotation, biological process: regulation of transcription by RNA polymerase II; brain development. The record is from RefSeq and is a predicted model, not a curated record.